UCUUGAAAGAAAGAAAGAAAGAAAGGAAGAAAGAAAGAAAUGUGGUGUCCAAAAUUAGGAGAGGAGAGGAGGGGAGGGGAGGGGUAAGCAUGCAGUUGGUGCUAGGCCAGCCAGCAGGGCAAACCAUGAACCCACCCUACCUUUGUUUGGCGUGGGGGUGGCAUGGAUUCCGGCGGGCCGGCCAAUGACCAUGCUCGUCGAUCGUGUCGAUUGGGAUCGGAUCCAAGAAUCGGAUUGGAUUGGAUUGAAUGCUUGGGCAAAUUCUUUCUAUGUAUCGUUAGGUAGUAGAAGAGAAUUUGCUCAAGCAUUCACCACCUAGCAAGCAAGCAAGGAAUCAAGGAUGGGCAUCUUGUGUUGCUUCCAGUCCGGCGCCGACAAGCUCCCGGAUCAGGAUCAUGGUGGUGGCCGUGGCGGUGCUCCGGCGGCUGUUGCUUCAACAAAGAAGCCACCUCCUCGAGAUGCUCCCACCGUCACCGUCCGUCCUCCUAAUCUGUUGCGACGAGAUGAUGAUCAUCGUGAAGAGGACGGCGCCGGCACCGCCGCCACCACCAACAACAAUAACCUUGCCACCCUCGUCAAUGAGAUCGUUGCAGAAUCAGUGACGUACCAGCACAACCGGCGGGUGGCUGACGAGAUCCUGGGGAUGAACAAGGAGGAGACGGUGACCGCGCGAUCAUUCACGUACGCGGAGCUGUCGGAGGCCAGCGGCGGGUUCCGGGUGGACUCGAUGCUGGGCGAGGGCGGGUUCGGGCCGGUGUACCGUGGGCGGCUGCGGGACGGGGACGGAAAGGGGAAGGGGAAGGGGACGGAGGUGGCGGUGAAGCAACUGGACCGCAACGGGCUGCAGGGCACGCGCGAGUUCCUGGUGGAGGUGCUCAUGCUCAGCCUCCUCAAGCACCCCCACCUCGUCACCCUCAUCGGCUACUGCGCCGACGCCGACCACCGCAUGCUCGUCUAUGAGUUCAUGCCACAAGGCUCCCUCGAGGACCACCUCCUGGACCUCCCGCCCUCCUCCCCGGGGCUCGACUGGGCCACGCGCAUGCGCAUCGCGCAGGGCGCUGCCCGGGGUCUCGAGUACCUCCACGACGCCUCCCGCCGCCCAGGCCCGCCCGUCAUCUACCGCGACUUCAAGGCCUCCAACAUCCUCCUCGACACCUGCUUCCGCGCCCAUCUCUCCGACUUUGGCCUCGCCAAGGUCGGACCCGUCGGCGACAAGACCCACGUCUCCACCAGAGUUAUGGGCACAUACGGCUACUGCGCCCCUGAGUAUGCCCUCACGGGGAAGCUCACCACCAUGUCCGACGUCUAUAGCUUCGGUGUCGUCUUCCUCGAGAUCAUCACGGGCCGGAGGGUCAUCGACACUUCCAGGCCGCAUGAUGAGCACAACCUUGUGCAGUGGGCGGCGCCGCGGUUUAAGAGCAAGAAGCGCUUCAGGGAGAUGGCAGACCCGCUGCUCCGCGGCGCCUACCCCACCAAGGGGCUCUACCAGGCGCUCGCCAUCUCCGCAAUGUGCCUGCAGGAGGAUGCCACCAUGCGCCCCUCCAUCGCCGACGUCGUCACCGCGCUCGACUACCUCACCGGCGUCGACAAGCCUUCCCCUUCCCCUUCCCCUUCCCCUUCCCAUCAACAAGAGUCACCACCCAAGGAUGAUGCCACUGGCUAGUUAUGCAUAUCUGUGCAACAUGUAUAUAUGCAAGUGCGUUCUUGUCAUUUGAUCGAUUAUUUCUACAACUAGUACCUGGUUUGUGCA
Molecule: messenger RNA, 1750 nt
Organism: Hordeum vulgare subsp. vulgare (domesticated barley)
Lineage: Eukaryota; Viridiplantae; Streptophyta; Magnoliopsida; Poales; Poaceae
Product: probable serine/threonine-protein kinase PBL7
Exons: 2
Coding region: 341-1663 (440 amino acids)
Biological process (GO): protein phosphorylation
Molecular function (GO): ATP binding; protein kinase activity
Source: RefSeq, a predicted model, not a curated record